GUCAGCUUCGAGCUCAGACCUCGCAUCGAUGGGGAUGAGACGGACAAGAUAUUGAAUCAAAAAGGGCAGCCAUUCGACGACGCCUCUCUCCUUCCAUCACCACCAUUUACUUCCUAUCGACUGCUCGCUCUGCCUUCUACUCGCUACUGCUCCUUCUCCGACCUUGAUCCUUCGGCCCGCUCGCCCACCUUAUUCCUUGCCGCGAUCACAUCGUCAUUUCCGGCCAUCCAGCCGACCACCCGCAUCUGAGACUGUCCUGCUGGCACGUUGCUUCUCUUCUUCCUCUUCAACUCAACGUCAUCCAGUAGCACUCUCGUUCUUGCCACCAACUAUGCUCCUCGCUUUCCUGCUAGCCCUGCUGAUCGCGCCCAGCAUCUACGCGGCCCCCCGCCCACCCGUAGCUUCCUACAACGAGUUUCCGCCCCCCUCGCAGGAUCCCUUCUACCGCGUCGACGCAGAUAUAGCCAAGUACAAGCCAGGCCAUGUCCUGCGUGAACGAGCCAUCUCUCCCGCCUACUUCGGCCCUGCCGCGCAAGCCGCUUACCAGCUCUUCUACCGCACUACUGGUCAAGGUCAGCCGGAUGGGACAGUGACCACGGUCGUAGUGCCCAAGCAGCCGACUCGUGGCGUGCCCCGCCUCCUCGCUAUUGCCCAACCGCAGGACUCUGCCGGUCUGAACUGCAACCCCUCAUAUGCCUUCACCCCCAACAGCAAGACAAACAAUUCGCAAGAGUACGCUCUGGACACGAUGCACUUCGCUGCGCUUCAUCAAGGAUGGUUCAUCACGAUCCCCGACCUCGGAGGAAGCAAAGCCGCUUUCCUUGCCGGUCGCGUCGAGGGACCAGCCAUCCUGGAUGGCAUUCGUGCUACGCUCGGCUUUGGCGCUUACCUGGAGAAUGCCGAAAACGCUAAAGUAGCCCUGUAUGGGUACAGCGGUGGAGCUCACGGCUCAGGAUGGGCCUCCCAGCUCGCAUCUAGCUAUGCUCCCGAGCUCAACAUCGUCGGCUGGACGGCUGGCGGUCUCCCUGCAAACAUCAAUGCUAACUUCGCCUAUCUCGAUGGCACUCCAGGCGCAGGGCUAGACUUCCUCGGUGCUGCGGGGCUCAGCAACGCCUACCCAGAGUUGCGCAAAUUUCUUCAAUCCAAAAUGAGACCGAAUGCCACAGCCUACUUCGAAGCCAUGCGCAAUGGCAGCAUCUGCGUUGACCAGUCCGCCGUAUUCGCAAACAAGACGUUCAGCGACUCCUUCACCAUGCCCAAUAUAACGCAAGCCCCCGUCUAUAAGGACAUUCUCAAACAUGAGACUCUGGGCAAGAACCAGCCUCCUCUUAACAAGUUUCCUGCCCUUUUGCUACACUCAAGGACGGACGAGACGGUCCCCUACACACAAGCUGCGCAAUACGUCAAGUCGCAAUGCAGCCAAGGCGCGACGAUCAAAUUUGUCUCCCUCCCCACCGGUAAACACAGCGUCACGGGAGUAGAGGCUGUUCCCAGCUUUGUACAGAAGUUGCUCGAGCUCUUUGAGGGGGUUCCGGAAACUGGCAAAUGUACCAAGUUGGGGCAUCUGCCGGUCAGUCCGAACAGUCACGAGGCGAUGCAGCUCAUGGGAUCGUUUGGUUUCAUGGCGCUACAGAAGGUGAUCAAGACGCUCAAUGGGUGAGCGGAAGGACGCCGCUUUACGACAUCAAUGCUUGCUUUGCGUCACUGUCAUUUGUUGCUUUGCCCUAAAAUUAUUCGCAUGCGAAUACGAUAGACAC
Messenger RNA from Jaminaea rosea, 1757 nucleotides. RefSeq names its product LIP-domain-containing protein. NCBI's taxonomy places the organism in Eukaryota, Fungi, Basidiomycota, Exobasidiomycetes, Microstromatales. Gene Ontology annotation, molecular function: triacylglycerol lipase activity. Gene Ontology annotation, biological process: lipid catabolic process. The record is from RefSeq and is a predicted model, not a curated record. The transcript has a single exon. Bases 332 to 1660 code for a protein of 442 amino acids.